AUGGACCCCUGGGCGCUCGGCGGACAGCCUUUUCUCUCCGCGAUAAUCACGAGCGACAACAGGGACGUCGUGCCCGUCAAAGGCUUCGUUGCCCCCCGAGACCGGUGCAUGCGCUGCGGGUGCAUGCCCGGUGUCAGCGCACUCAUGAAAUGCGGCGGGCGCAUCGUCACCAAGUACUGCAGCCACGAAUGCCAGAAGACGGACUGGGCCGCCCACAAAGCCGUGUGCGUGGCGGGGCUGCAGCACCGCGGGCUCUGCUCGGACAACGCCGCCGCCGGCUUCCGCUGCCCCGUGCAGACCGCGGCCGCGAUGCGCGACUGGGCGGAGCACUUCCGGUACGCGAUCACGCUCGCCUGCGACGCCGUCGUCCACGCGACGCGCGCGCAGACGGGCGAGCCCGUCGCCCGCCUCCUCACCCCCUUCCACUACUUCUGCCUCGAGAUCGCCCCGGCCCCGGCCCCAGGGCCCGCGCGCCCGCCGACGGCGCGCUUCGCGGUGCGCACCCACGCGUGGAGCAAGGUCGUCCUCCCGCAAAACGCCGGCCUGCGCCUCCACGGGGAGGUCUGGGGCCGCGCGCAGGACAUGCGCCCGCACGCGCUCCUCAGCUGCUUCCCGGUCGUCAUCUGGUCCCCGGAGCUCCGGCACAUCCUCGUGGGGACGUACCCGGUCUACCGCCUCCGCCCGGACGCGGGCGGGCGGGAGCGGAGGCUGGAGGAGGAGGACAAGCUGGUGAUGGAAGACGCCCUGCACCUCUUCGCGCACGUCGUUGGGUACAAGAACGACGGGCCGGAUCGGCUUAUGGUGGGGCCGCCGAAGAAACCGUGGAAGCUGCCUGUGGUGGGGUACGUGCGGCGCAAUGGGAACAAGUGGGCGGUGAAGGAGGCAAAGGAUUGGGAUUGGGACCGUUGGCCGGGCCGCGCUCACAUUUCGCCCCCCUGUCAAACCGAUCUGAAGACGUCGGAGAUCAUUCGACGGUUUAGAGAGCUUGUGGAGGUGCCGUGA
Epithele typhae is the source of this 1002-nucleotide messenger RNA. RefSeq lists its product as uncharacterized. Lineage: Eukaryota; Fungi; Basidiomycota; Agaricomycetes; Polyporales; Epitheliaceae. The record is from RefSeq and is a predicted model, not a curated record. The coding region runs from base 1 to 1002 and encodes 333 amino acids. The transcript has 2 exons.